AAAGAAAUAGAUUUAGCAUGAGGUGCAAGCGUUUUCGGGAUAUCCUAAUCGGACGGGCUCCCCGCCGGAACAGAUGCCAGAUUGUUAUGUGACGCCGCUCGCGCUUUUCCACCGCGGCUUUGUGUCUGUCGACCGCCACCCGCGGCGAGCCUUCGCGCCAUAAAAAGUGCACGCGCGGCAGCUCACUCCACAUUCUCCCCCAGCCUCCCCACUGUACAGCACAGCGAGUGCAACACAAAGCCAGAGUGGAGAGCUAGCUAGCGUGAGACCUCAAGCCUGACGCCCUCUCGUGCCACGACGAUGCCACCGCCGGCCUCCUGGUUCUACAGGCUGCGGCGCAAGCGAGGAGGCGACGCCGGCGAGAUCGCAAGAGGCGAUCGUGCUCCGGCGGUGGUGACCCCGCCGCCGUCGUCGGCGUCGUCGCGGGAGGUGCCGGUGCCGCCUCCGUGCACCCCGAACAGGGCGUCCUACUACGUCCCCAGCGGCGAGCGUGGAGCUGUCAAGGGGAUUCCGAUUCCGCCCAAGCGCCGGGACACGCAGUUCCCGCGCAGCCCGCAGCCGAGCGACAUCGUCUUCGACGUGGUCACCGUGGCGCGGGCCGCGGCCGACCGGUUCGACGGGCUCAGGGCGAUGCCGGAGCUCAAGCUGCGGCCCAUCCUCACCAAACCGGCCGGCAGAAAGGAGGACGGGGAGGAGGAGGAGGUCUCGGGGAGCGGCGGCGCGUCACCGACGGCCAGGGCGCGGCGGCGGCCGCGGCUCUACGUGAAGGCGAGCGGCGGGCGGAUGGGGAGAAGGCCGGCGGACGCGCAGCCCCCGGCGAUGGCGACCACCGGGCCGCGGAGGCGACAAGCGAGGCGGCGGCGCUGGCUGCAGGAGAGCCUGGUGGUGGUGAAGGAGUCGGCGGACCCGGAGGAGGACUUCCUGGCGAGCAUGGCGGAGAUGAUCGCGGCCAACGACGACGUCCGCGCCUCGCCGCGGGGCCUCGAGGAGCUGCUCGCGUGCUACCUCGCCCUCAACGCCUCCGAGCACCACCGCGCCAUCGUCGCCGCCUUCCGGCGCGCCUGGCUCGACGACGCGCCCACCAGCACCGCCAAGCACAGGCCGCCGCCGUCGCACGGGCUGGCUGGCUAAGCCAGCUACACACCACGUGUGCCCGUGUACAGUAGUACGAAAAUGGCGGUGGUCUGUGAAAGUUUCUUGGGGCGAAUCCCCAUGGCCGCGGCUUGCUCGAUCGAUGGUUGCUCGCUGCUGCGAUUCUGCAAAGCCGGAGGAUCGACGAGCGCACGCGCGUCACGGGGUGCUCUGCUCUGGUUCAAGCCGUUCUCAUCGAUCGUGUGCUGUCUGCUGUCUUUACAGAUAGGAGUAGCCGAGUAGGCCUACCUGCGUCAGAAUUUGUUCAUGCUGGAAGAAAACACCAUCUCGGAUUUUUCUUCUUGUUGCUGCUCCGUUGAUGCUAAGUGGAGUACGGACUAGGUAGCUGUGGAAGCAUCUACGCAUAUACGGUGUGACACGACAUGCACAUGUACAAAAAUUCGGGUAAGUUAUUACUGAUAGUACCUUUCCUA
Messenger RNA from Aegilops tauschii subsp. strangulata, 1565 nucleotides. RefSeq lists its product as uncharacterized. Lineage: Eukaryota; Viridiplantae; Streptophyta; Magnoliopsida; Poales; Poaceae. The record is from RefSeq and is a predicted model, not a curated record. Gene Ontology annotation, biological process: negative regulation of DNA-templated transcription.